AUGGAUCAAUCGACUACUGAUCAUUCUCAAAUUCGACCUUCUCCAAAGGUUAAUUACAUUCCUCCUUCAUUACCUCCAGUUUCUACACUAAAUCAACAACAACAACCUCAACAACAAACAUUCAUAACACCAGAACAACCAUCAAAUGUUCAAUAUCCUCCAACAGUUUACAAUUCAUCAGAUGGUGAUGUAUCAACAGCAAAUUUUAAUGCUCAACAACAGCAACAAAUGGCAGCUAUGAUGCAAAUGCAUCAGCCAUGGGCUGCUGGUGGUGGGUAUCCUUCACCUUAUAUGAUGCCAUAUCCAGCACCGAUGAUGAUGAUGCCAUCACAAGCUGGUUCAGAUCGACCAGGAUCACGUCAAUCAUCUCGUCCACCAUCUCGACAAAAUGCUACAGCUCCAGUAUCAUCAUCAAGAUCAUUAGUAAAUGGACAAACAGGUGGUCAAACACCAGCAAUAUCUGGACAAGGAAUGUUACCAAUGCAAGGAUAUCCUGGAUAUAUGCCACCUGGAAUGUAUAAUCCAUGGUUUGAUCCAUAUUGGCAAUCGUUGUAUGCUAGUUAUCAAAAUCCAUAUAAUUUUGGAUAUUCAGAUGAAAUGAUGAAAUAUUGGAAACAAAUGUCACAAACAGAUGAUGAUAAAUACAGUCAUCAUUCAGCUGCACAUUCACAAUCGAAACAAUCACAGCAUAGUUCAUCAAUGCAUACAUGGGGUUCAGUUGAUUCGCUUAAUGAUCCAUAUUAUCAAACUCAGAAUGCUUAUAUUAAUGGAUAUUAUCCACCUAAUAAACCACCAGUUUCAAAUCAAUCUAAACGACAAACAAAGACAACUACAGAUCCAAAUGCACUUUUAACUACUGCACCUAUUUCAAAUCAACAAAUAACAUCAGUUGAAUCCAAAACAAAAACAAUAUCCGCACGAGAAAAUGAUGAAAAUGAAGAAGAAGAGGAUGAUGAAGACGAAGAUGAAGAAGAUGAGGAUGAAAAUGAAGAUUCUGAUGAUACAAGUAGUGAUCGUUUUAGUAUAAAAUCCGAUCUAGCACAAGUUGAUGAAGAAUUUUCAAAAGCGCGACGAACACCACUUUUAUAUAUUCGACCACAUUUACGAGCUAAAUUUGUUUUUGAUCAACUUAUUCAAGUUUUACCACAAUCACCCAGUGAUACAAAUCAACCAGCAACGGUAGAAAUUAUUUCUGCAAAUAGUUUACAUUCAAUGGCACCAUCAUUAGUCGAAGAACGACAAUUAAUGUCUGAUUUUAUUGGUCCUUUAACUGCAUCAACAGCUAAAUCAAAUGUUAUUCGAUAUUGUGAACGUCAAUCACAAUUAGCUAAUAAAUCAAUUCAUAUUAUUGAUCGUGAUGCUUUAUCAAUAAUUUGGCAAUAUAUGGCAUUACUUAUUAAAAAUAAUGGCGUUAUUGAUGUUCGUGUUGACAUUCCAAAAAUUCUCUGGUCAUCAAGUAAUACACCUAUUAUUGAAGAACUAUCAUCAAAUAGUAAUAAUACAUCAUUAUCAUCAACAACAUUAGAAAAUUCAUUAAGAGAAUUUCUUGCACUUGGUGAAAUUGAUACAAGUAUUAAAUUUGCUUGUGAAAAUCAAUUCUAUACUCAUGCACUUAUUAUUUCAUAUUUAACGGAUAAACAAUUAUUUGAAAAAACAAUACACAAUAUUAUAGCAAAUCUUGAUAAUGGUGAUGUAUUGAAAACAUUUUAUGAAUUAGGAGCUGGUUCAACACCCUCUGUCGUUUCAAAUGUUACCAAAGCACAUUAUGGUGAUUGGAAACGUCAUUUAGCAGUUAUGUUAGCUAAUCGUACGGAUACAAAUGCAGAAUUUGUUGAUCUUUGUAUUAAAACAAUGGGCGAUACAUUCAUAACAUCUGGUCGUAUAUAUGCUGGUCAUUUUUGUUAUUUAAUUGCUAAUGUUCCAUUUGGUUCAUAUCGAAAUAAUGCCGAUAAAUUAGCUGUUAUUGGAAGUAUUCAUGCUGGUCAAUCUAAUCUAUCAUUUGCAACAAUUACAAAUUUACAAUUAACUGAAGUUUAUGAAUAUUCAUUAAGAAAAUGUUUAACAACAUUUAUUCCAUUAAAAAUUUAUUAUACAUCAAAAUUAGUUCUACAUGGUUUGAAAAGAGAAGCAUUAGCUUAUUGUGAAGAAAUUGGACAAACACUUAUUCGACAAGGAAAUACUUCAUAUGUUCAAUUAGUUGAUUUACAACUAUUUAUACUUAUUGCAGAAAAAUCUCGAGCAUUUAGUCGAAAUUUUCAACUUGAUCCGACAUCAUAUAAAGAACCAACAUGGUUGAUUGAAUUAAAAAGUAUUAUUCAAAAUUUAAUUGAAAAUGCAUUUUUAAAUAAAACAGUACGUGAUGAUUCAUUUAAUUCAUCAUCUAUACAACCAAUAAAUCGAGAAGAGAAUACAUUACAACAACAACAACAACAACAACAACAACAACAAACAAAUCUUGCGACUUAUAAAAAAAUAUCAAAUAUCAGGCGAAAAACUGAACCAAUAAAAACUACUGUACCUUUAGCAUCUGUAACUUAUCCACCUGUAACAAAUACAAAUAGUUCAAAUGGUUAUGAUCUAUCAAAUCAAGUUACAACUGAACAAAUACCUUAUUCUCAACCAGCGCCAACGAAUUAUCAAAAUACUCUUUCAGGUAAAUAA
Rotaria sordida is the source of this 2661-nucleotide messenger RNA. NCBI's taxonomy places the organism in Eukaryota, Metazoa, Rotifera, Eurotatoria, Philodinida, Philodinidae. The record is from the annotation of a GenBank genome assembly.